GGAAUUCUCUGCAUGAUCCUGUGCUUUGCCCUAGGCAUUGCCAACUUGAUCACCAUCACUCUCCUCCUGAUUGCUUUUAGCAUCAUCUGCUUGAUUUCGUCAUUUUUCAUUCUCUUCCUUGAGGUGCCCCUUCUGCUCCGUAUCUGCCCGACAUCGGCCUCCUUCGACAAUGUUGUCCGCAAGAUCACCACCAACUACAUGCGCGCCGCAGCGUAUCUUGUCAUGGCCCUUGUCCAGUGGCUCAGCUUGCUCGUUGCCAGGUCGAGCUUGAUUGCUGCUGCUGUCUUCCUCACCAUUACCUCCGUCCUUUACCUCUUGGCGGGUAUCAAGGGCCAGGCCUUUGUUGGCAGCAAGACUCUUGGUGGCCAGGGUGUCGCCCAGAUGAUUGUGUAA
Microdochium trichocladiopsis is the source of this 393-nucleotide messenger RNA. Its product is annotated as TVP18/Calcium channel flower. The transcript is spliced from 2 exons. NCBI's taxonomy places the organism in Eukaryota, Fungi, Ascomycota, Sordariomycetes, Xylariales, Microdochiaceae. The record is from RefSeq and is a predicted model, not a curated record. The annotation marks the transcript as partial. Gene Ontology annotation, cellular component: Golgi membrane. Gene Ontology annotation, biological process: vesicle-mediated transport.